UGGCUCAUUGGGGAAUGGGGCAAGACCGUAGCGAGCUCCCUGCUGAAAAUUCGAAAGUGGUGCGCAAGUUGCUCUACGUAUUCGAGAUUUUCUAUGUUAUCAACAUAAUGACCAUCAAAAUAUCUAUUCUGAUUAUGUACCGUCGCAUUUUCACCAAUCUCUCAAAAACCUUCCGCGUGGGCUCGUUCAUAUGUGGCAGUUUUGUUAUACUGUGGGCUCUUGCCUUUGUGCCGACUGCCAUAUUCCAAUGCACCCCGGUGUCCAAAGCAUGGGAUAUCGACCAGCCUGGGCAUUGUAUUAGCUUGCGUAUCGGGUUCUUUUGUGUUGCUUUGCCAAAUGUUCUCACAGACAUUGCUAUUUUAUCACUUCCUAUACAAGUCUGCUGGCAGUUGCAAACCAGAAAACUCUAUCGCACCUUUAUCAUUGGUAUCUUUAUGUUAGGCACUUUUGUUAUUGGCGUCAGCAUCUAUCGAUUCACAACGCUGUUCAUAUACUCGCCGCACAAUGUCACUGGAACUAUUGGGCCAGCAACGCUCUGGUCCGUGAUCGAGUGUGCCGUGGCCAUCAUCUGUGCAUGCCUGCCCCUGCUCGUCCCAUUAGUACGAAGAGUGUCGCAUUGGUUUGGCUGCUCUCAAGCCUCAAAUGCCAACCAGAACCGCUUGGGAGCUGAAGAUGAUAAUAGUUCGCAUUACAGGCCUCGAAAAGCAAGAGUAGCAAGAGAAACAAGUCGUACCGAGAUUUUCCCGCGCAGAAUCAGCGCGCUACCCGGCUUCGAUACUCAAACUUUCGAAAACUAUGAAUCUUCCGCAGCCGGAUCAACCUCAACGGCGCAAAAUAAUGAAACAGAGAUGACAGAUCUUGAGGCAAAUUACAGGCCACAUGUCCCUUAG
This is a messenger RNA of Talaromyces atroroseus, 890 nucleotides long. RefSeq lists its product as hypothetical. Lineage: Eukaryota; Fungi; Ascomycota; Eurotiomycetes; Eurotiales; Trichocomaceae. The transcript has 4 exons. The annotation marks the transcript as partial. The record is from RefSeq and is a predicted model, not a curated record.